GUCGCCGCCACUAGGACCGCCGCCGCCGCCGAGCCCAGUCAGUCCCCCCGCGCACCGCGUACGGCCGAGCAGCCCGAGCAGCUCACUGACGUCGCUGACCCGCGCACGCUGCGCACGCCGAGCCGGUGCGCGGCAUGAGACCCCAACGACGCCGAUCAGCGGCGGGCCGUCAGUGCAGUGCGUGUCGCGUAUAAGGGUUUAGCCACCGCCGCCACCCGCGACCGGAUAGGCGACCGCGCCCGAAGUCUGUGUCCGGCGGAACGAGACCGCAGGCAACAUGGCCCCAGCUCCCUUUUACCCGGAGGGCAUGGUCCCUCCAGACGGAGGGUACGGCUGGGUAGUAGCGGCAGCUUAUGCUCUUAAUAAUAUUAUUAUCAUACCAAUUAUGCAAAACUUUGGCCUCGUAUUCCGAGACAUAUUUAUUGAUUUAGGUAUUAGCACCACUAGAAUCGCUGUGAUAAUGAAUCUUAACAAUGCCUUCGGUUUAGCUUUAGGCUUAUUUAAUGGACCAAUUUUACGAAGGUUCAGCUACCGCAAGGUGGCGCUCUUUGGGUCGUUCCUCGUGUUCGUCGGCGUGGUGCUCACGUCGUUCUCCCGUUCCUUCGUCGAGUUCCUCAUCUUUUACGGCAUCAUCAUGUCUGCCGGGUACAACCUGACGAUGGCCUCGUUCGCCUUCGCCAUCAACACGUACUUCCGCAAGCGGCGCGGCGUGGCGAUGGGCUUCGCCAUGACGGUGACGGGGCUGGGCCCCGUGUUCAUGCCGCUGCUCAUCAGCCUGGCCAUGCGCGAGUACGGCGCCCGCUCCACGGCGCUGCUGCUGGGCGCGCUGUCGCUGCACUCGGUGGUGGGCGCCUUCCUGCUGCAGCCCGUGCGCUGGCACCUCGUCAGGGAAGCCCCGGACGAGAAGGACAACGACGACGAGGAGAUGGUCGACAUGGCGCCCAAGUCCGAGGGCCUCCUGGAGGCGGUGGUCGAGGCGCCCGAGGACGAGGAGGAAGGCCAGGGGGGUGCGAACGGGAAGGGCAAAAGGAAGGCGGAGAAAGAGGACGAGGAGGGCGACGCGGAGGACGACGGUAAGGCGCCCAUGCUGUUGCGGCGCCGCUACUCCACGGCGAGCCACAAGUCAGGCGUGGCCGUGCUGUCCAGGGCCACGAGCCACGAGCACGGGUCGCUGGGCGCGUCCGUGUGGGCUUCGAUGGCCUCCAUCAACGCGGACCACGCAGACCUGGGCGGCAGCGUCCUGGCGCUCAACGUGGACGAGAAGGCUGCCAACAACGGCAAGAGCAACGGCCACCACAAGGCCGAGAUGAACGGGAAUGCGAAGCUCAAGGACGCUGACAAGAAGGACGACCUGCCGACGUGGCGGCGCUGGAUGCGCGCCGUGGUGCUCUUCUUCGACCUGGACCUGCUCCGCGACCCCGUGUACGUGAACCUCAUGCUGGGGCUGUCGUUCGCCGUGUUCGCCGAGAUCAACUUCUCGCUGCUGACGCCCUUCAUCCUGGGCGAGCGCAACUUCGACACGGACCAGAUCGCGCAGCUCGUCUCCAUCAUCGCCGUGGCCGACAUCAUCUUCCGCUUCCUCGCGCCCUUCGUCAAGAAGGUCUGCAAGCAGCCGGUGCGCGUCAUGUACAUGAUCGGCCUGGCGCUGCUCAUCGCCACCAGGACGGUGCUCAUCUUCUGCUACUCGUACGAGUCGCUGAUCGGCGUCAUGCUGGCGCUGGGCGUGGCCAAGGGGCUCCGCACCGUCUACUGGGUGCUCGUCAUCCCCGACUACGUGCCCAUCGAGCGGCUGCCCUCCGCCAGCGGGCUGCAGUCCGUGACCAACGGCCUCAUCUUCAUGGCUCUUGGCCCGCUAGUUGGCCUCAUCCGCGACCGUUUUGGCAGCUACAACUACGUCAUCAUCACCGUCAACUGCAUGACGGCCCUCACCAUCACCAUGUGGUCGACCGAGUUCGCCAUCCUGGCUGUGCUGCGGCGGCGGAAGGGUCGCACCGCCAAAGAGGGCCAGGUCGCCGACGAAGAGAAGAUGCUGGGCGCCAAGACCGUCAAGACGUAACGCUAACAGCCUCGUCGAGAUCUGGCGCUGCGGGGAGUAUUCUCGUCCUAUGAAGGGGCAGCUUGCUUUCCGUGAUGUGAAUGGAAUAUUAAAACGUCGCACUCAGCGUUCGAAAGAAGGGUCGGGCUAAGCAGCCCUGUGCAUGUGCAUCGCAGUAUGGAAUGAUUCCGUGACAGUAAGAGGAGCGAAAUCGCGUCGACCCUUUUAAUCUGUACUUGCUAAAGUAUGCUGGGUAUGCAAUCUAGGCUGCAAAGCCUGCAAAGCUGGCACGUGCGGUGAAAACUGUAUUGAGACUUUAAUUCCCUCUUUUCCACAGAGAUAUCAGUAUGGAUCUCUUUUUGAGUGGGCAUUGAAGUUCUAAUGGUUAA
Frankliniella occidentalis (western flower thrips) is the source of this 2424-nucleotide messenger RNA. RefSeq lists its product as uncharacterized. NCBI's taxonomy places the organism in Eukaryota, Metazoa, Arthropoda, Insecta, Thysanoptera, Thripidae. The coding region runs from base 278 to 2056 and encodes 592 amino acids. The transcript has 9 exons. Gene Ontology annotation, molecular function: monocarboxylic acid transmembrane transporter activity. Gene Ontology annotation, biological process: transmembrane transport; monocarboxylic acid transport. The record is from RefSeq and is a predicted model, not a curated record.